This is a messenger RNA of Rhineura floridana, 4772 nucleotides long. RefSeq names its product beta-1,3-galactosyltransferase 6 (gene B3GALT6). Bases 889 to 1932 code for a protein of 347 amino acids. The record is from RefSeq and is a predicted model, not a curated record. Gene Ontology annotation, biological process: glycosaminoglycan biosynthetic process. The transcript has a single exon. Gene Ontology annotation, cellular component: membrane. NCBI's taxonomy places the organism in Eukaryota, Metazoa, Chordata, Lepidosauria, Squamata, Rhineuridae. Gene Ontology annotation, molecular function: UDP-galactosyltransferase activity.
GCCCUCAAAGAUGGCGCCGGCUUUCUGCCUCGCCAGCCCUGAGAAGACAUGUCGGGAGGGGAGAAGCGAGGACGGAAAGUCACGUGGUCCCCCUCCUCUUUUUUUUCCCCCCCGCCCACAUACAUUUCUAUUCAUUCGCAUUUUCUCUCCGGCUGAGGAGAAGACGGAGCCGCAAAAGGAUAACGUACCUCUCGAAAGGGGGGGGGAUCAUGGCGCGCGGCCCCCCGCCCCCACAAAUCACUAUGUAGGGGAGCGCGCGAGAGAACAGAUGCCGUCGAAGAGGAGGGGGAGGAUUGAAGAGCUGAGCGAAGACAAUGAAACAGCUGAGGGGAGACCGAGCGGCGGCGUCGAACGAGUUCUGAGGAGGAGGUGUGUCCCAACCCGCCACCCGUAGCGCCGUUAGGGCUGUUCCCGCCAAAAUUCUGAGGCGAUCCCCUUCGCCGAAGGGAGGGGGCGGGGCUGAACUGAACUCUCGGGCCUUGCUGCGCUGAGGGGGUGGGGGUGGGGCUAGAGCCGCGCCGCGCCCCGCCCCUUUUGGAAGGGUGGGGGAGGAGUCAAGAGCAGAAGGCAGGAGAUUGGCUUGACCCCUCUCACGGGGGUGGAGUAGGGGGAGAGACCUUGGGGGCGCCCAUCCAAGAGAGAGGGAGGAGCCAAAGCUUAGCCCCACCUUAAAGGGGAGGAGCUGGGACAUUGAGAGCUGCCUCCUGAGGAGGAGGGGUGCGAAGGCUUUUGGACCUCCCCUUAAAAAGGAGGAGCCCUUUCAUUGGGCCGCCCACAAAGUGGGAGGAGUUUGCAUAGGGGCAGUGCUAAGGAGCCAUCCUCAAGGGUAGCAGUGCUUCCCCCCUUAACCUCCACAUCAUUUCCUCCUUGGCGGCCUCUGCUGCCACCAUGAAGCUCCUCCGCCUGUUGUGCCGCCACAAGACGGCCCUGGGCCUGGGCGGGCUGUCUCUCUUUGCAGCGGUGCUGCUCUACUUGGCCAAGUGCACCUCGGAAGGCCUCAAGCCGUCCCAUGGGUGGGGGCUGCCGCAACAGCAGCUGCCUGCCCGAACAGGAGGCGCGAGUGGGCCACAUCCCCCUGCUGCCGCCCCGCCUCCUCCUCCUCCUGAAGAGACGGCCUUCUUGGCUGUGCUGGUGGCCAGUGGGCCCAAGUAUACAGAGCGGCGGAGCAUCAUCCGCAGCACUUGGCUCUCGGUGGCCGGCCGGGUCCCAAGCGGCGACAUCUGGUGCCGCUUUGUGGUGGGCACCGGGGGCCUGACUGGGGAGGAGCUUCACACUCUGGAACUGGAGCAGAGCCGAUACCAGGACCUGUUGCUCCUCCCUGAUCUUCGAGACUCCUACGAGAAUCUGACUGCCAAGGUCUUGGCUAUGUUUGUGUGGCUCGACCAGCACCUGGACUUCCGCUUUGUCCUCAAAGCUGACGACGACACGUUUGUCCGCUUAGAUACCCUUGUGGAAGAGUUGAGGGCCAAGGAGCCCCGUCGUCUCUACUGGGGCUUCUUUUCUGGACGGGGCCGUGUGAAAUCCGGUGGCAAAUGGAAAGAAAACACUUGGCUCCUUUGUGACUACUACCUACCUUAUGCCCUCGGGGGUGGCUACAUCAUUUCAGCUGACCUGGUGCACUAUCUGCGCCUUGCUCAAGACUAUCUCAAUGUAUGGCAGAGCGAAGAUGUCUCCUUGGGCGCCUGGCUUGCUCCGGUGGAUGUGAAGAGGGUCCACGACCCUCGUUUUGACACAGAGUAUAAAUCCCGAGGUUGCAACAAUAAGUACAUUGUGACUCACAAACAGAGCAUCGAGGACAUGUUGGAGAAACAUCAGACUCUAGCCAAAGAAGGAAAGCUUUGUAAAGAGGAGGUUAAACUCCGGUUGUCUUACAUGUAUGACUGGAGUGUGCCUCCUUCACAGUGCUGUCAGAGAAAAGAUGGCAUACCUUGAAGAUGGCGCGGAGAAAGAUGGAAUACCUUCAGGACUGUGUAAACUGUAAGGGAAGGGAACAGAAACUGGGGGAGUUGAUGGAGGUGGAUGUGUGUCACACUGACAUCCUUUCCCCUUUGGCCAGAAUGUUUAAAUUAUUCCGAGGUUUCACACAAGACGUCAAGUCAUAUUGCAGCACCCUUAUGUUGCAAUGUGGCUUAUUUUGUCUCCAGCUACAAAAGAUACAGAUCAUCAUGCAGCAAGAUGGACAGGAAUUGGCAAACGGAACAAUCUUUAUGUGUCACAGGACGUUGGUAGUUUUGCUUUUUUAAAGAAAGGAUUUUGACAGUUCUUUGAAGUUACUGUGUUAAGUGAUACGAUAAUCCAUAUGACGGUACGGCGGAGGUGGAGAGAAACAACGCUGCAGUUUGAUUCUUUCCUUUCUUUGAAAGGAUAAGUGGAUUUUGGCCAAGGAUGCCGACAAGUUACAAAGUGAAAUCAUAACAGGAGAGAAUUGGUCCCUACCACCAGUGGAAGAGAUGACAAGUGUGUUUCAUAAUGUUGUUUCUAAACCGAGGGAGCUGCUUUUGUCAUUGAUAAGCAUAUGCUCUUAGGCGAUGGUGUUUUAGAGCUAGGAGAUAUCCAUUGUAGCAGGGAACAUUCUGAACUUUAAACAUUUAUUAUAACUUUAUGACUUGUAUGACUUGUGUCACUGAAGAAAAAUCUUCCAGACCCCUGUUUGUGCCAGGUACUCAGAAAGGGAGAAAUCUUCAGUCAAUGUGGUAGGAUUUUAUCCUGAGAAGAUGCUAUAGUGACCAUUUAUUCUAAGAGACUCCUACGGGUCGCUCAUUGAAGUCAUUGCUGAAUUGCUCAUGAAAGGUUGUAGACAACAUUAGUUCUACUCAGAACAGACCCAUUGAAAUUAAUGGACCAAGUUACUCAUACCCUGUAUUUUCAGUGAGUCUAUUCAGAGAAGCGCUAAUGUUGGGUACAAUCCUUUGGCUAUAUUUGGAAGACUAGAUUAUUAGGAGGCAUAGGCCUAAUCUUAAUUGAAAAUGAUGCGGCCAUUGCUCCCAAAAUAGUGUUAUUGGUUCCUGGGAGUAUUGGAUUGUAUCUAACGCUAAUCCACUUGAGUAGACCCAGUAAAAUUAAUGUAUAUGAUUAACUUAGGCAAUCUCAGGAAAUUGACUCUUGAGUAGAAUUUAGUUGGAUUCCUCACAACAGGUUGCAUUCAACAUUAGUCCUACUCAGGGUAGACCCACUGAAAUAUUUCCCCAAGUUGCUCAUUUCCAUUGAUUGCUCUGCUUGGACUGUGUGUAAUGUUGGAUACAACCCAUUAUAGUUACGGUCUACGCCUAUACUGUUUGUCAAGAAACGAUGAGUGUCCCUUCUUGUGGGAAAUGUCCUAAGGUGCAACUCUAUGAGCCAAUUGGCAUAACCUGGAGGAGCGGCUAGAUCUGUAUGGAUACCCUCCUAGAGUUGCUCCUUCUUUGGACAGGUGAUGGACUACAGAGUUAAUGGGUUUUAGAACUGAAAAGAAAACUGGAAUUUUCCAAAGCCCUUUUUUGUCACUGCCCCUCAAACCAGCUUUCUUGAAGCCUGCUGUUCGAUCAGUGCCCUCAAAGCAGAGGAGUCGCAAGGACACCCACAGAACCCUCCAUUUUCAUGAGGCUGAGCACUCUGCCUUUUACGUCUAAAGCUGUACGAGUGCUGUACUGAGAAAUAAACCUGGAGCGAGGGGGAAAAAAAACCUUGCACACAGAUGUAAACACAUUUAAUUGCCUUGCUUUGAGGGAUUCUUUGCGCAAAAUUAGACUUAGAGAUGGAGAAGGAGGAUAGCGGUGGAGGAGCCAAGUACUCAUAACCCGUAUCAUACAAGAGCGUAUAGAACUGCAUGGAGAUGAAGGAAACCCCAUCAGCUCUUACAUAUUCUUAAAUCUAAAUCCUAAAUUUUCCAUAUAUGUUUAAAGACCUUUUUUUCCAAAGAUCUGUGGGCAAGAGCUCACUUCGAAAACUGCUAGCGAGUGAAGAAUCGAAGGCAUCCAUCCUGUGUUGACACUCCCUGGAGACGUGCCUUCUAGGAGUGGGAAACUUUGGCCCUCUUGAUGUUGCUGGACUACAGCCUCUGUCAUCCUUGACGGCUGGCCAUGUUGACUGGGGCAGAUGGGAGUUGGAGGGCAACAACUACAUGUUCCGCAGCACUGGUUUAGUUCUUCCAAAAACAAAAAAAUCCAACCUUGCUGUAAGGCAGGGGUGGGCAACCUUUGGCCCUCCAGAUGUCGAUGAACUACAACUCCCAUCAGCCCAGCAAAAGCAUGAAUCUAGCCCACCAGGCAUGACAAGGGGUCCGCCAAAUGUUUAACAUCACUCCCCUGCCUUGGUUUUUCCCUGUUCUAGAGAAGUACAAAAAUAGUUUAUUAUUGAGCCCCUGCUGGUCCACCGUACAUGGCUCCCAGACUGUCUGCCGUGGAUCACCAAUCGUGUAGGUUUUCCCUUAGGAAGCUGGCUUUAGGAAAAGUCAAACCUAUUUGUCUGUUUACUCAGAGGGAGGUCGGUAUUGUAUGUAAAAAUCUGUGUUUACAAUGGUGAUAAUUUAUUUAUAAAGAUUGUAAAUGUACUAUGUAUAGUUACAGGCUUGAAAACAGCCAUGUGUCACGGUAAUUUUAAAUUAUUUAAAGGGUCGCGUCAAAGCUCAUUAACUAUUACUUAUCGAAAUGCCUUUUUUUUCCUGCUGUACAGUUUAUUCUUUAAAUUCUCCUGGGACUUUUAAGCCCAAGCCUUUCUGCAUGUGUCUCUGGAGAUUGUAAGAAAGAUGUACCGAUCACUCCUAGUAGUUGAAAUAUCAAUGCUUCUGAAAGCUG